Zeugodacus cucurbitae (melon fly) is the source of this 2997-nucleotide messenger RNA. RefSeq names its product protein rhomboid-like. Bases 1477 to 2880 code for a protein of 467 amino acids. The record is from RefSeq and is a predicted model, not a curated record. The transcript is spliced from 4 exons. Gene Ontology annotation, cellular component: membrane. NCBI's taxonomy places the organism in Eukaryota, Metazoa, Arthropoda, Insecta, Diptera, Tephritidae. Gene Ontology annotation, molecular function: serine-type endopeptidase activity.
UGUCGCUGCUUUGUUGUUGCUCUUUAGCUCUUUAGCUGUUGUCGACAUCAAAAGGAUGCCACCCAAAAGGGUAUCACAUUGCAACUUUGCAAGCUGCUUACUGUUUAUUCACUCGGCUGUGCGCGUAUGCGUGUGUGUAUUGUAAACACAGUUGCGCAAUACAACAUUCACCUGUUUACUCUGGCAUGUUGUUGUUGUUGCUUUUGUGUUGUCCGUGCGCUUUUUUGCUGCUAUGCGGCAGCAGGCUGCUGUUUGCGUUGGCAAAACUUUGCGCUUAACAACUGCUCACUGCUGACGGCCUACAGUCGGCAACCGGGCCAUUAUUACCUAAGACCGGCUCCGGUCGGCUUCAGUGCAUCUCGUUGCCAACACCUUUUCGGAGCCGGCGCCGACAACCAGUUGUGCAAGUGCUUGCCAGCUUUUCGGGGCUUCGACGCUUGGCAAGGCUUUCGAUUUCGUUCGUCCGUCACUUGGUGGCAUGGCCGUUCGCCGGUGUGGCGAGAAGGCAGCUUGCAAAUUUGCGUUUCGGCUUUUUAAAGUAGAAUUUCCUGAUUCUCGGGUAGGUUUAUGUUGGUUUAUGCUGGCCACUUGCCACAUUUGGCCAACGCCAACAAUGCAGCAACAACAAAACGGACAUUAGAAUUUUGGCAUGACAGCCGGGAAAUGGGCGAGUGAAUAGUGAACAACAAAACCUAACAACAACAAAGUGGAGAACUAGUAAAGUAACGACUGCAAAUGCAAAACGGCAAACGACUAACGGUCUUCGGUGUAGGGCCGGUUGACGCGGCGACCAAACGACUGCAUCGACGGCAGCGCAACGGUGGGAAAUUCAGUAAAUCUAUAAAACUAACUAGUCGUUGAAAACACGAGCUCAGUCGUGCACGGCACUUGGGAAAAGCGUGUCCGUCCGUCCGCGUAAACAAAUGCAAAACAAGUGAAUUAAUGUGUGUGUGUGAAUAGGAAGCGGGAGAAGCAUAAUGACGAUGACGCGCAGCGAAUAAAUUGCGCUUACAACGAUUGACGAAUCGAACGAAAUAUCGGAGACUGAAAUAAAAUUGAAAACCCAUCAAAAAAGAGCGCGGGAACCGAAAACUACUCAGUUGAGCAAAUGCACCCGGGAAAUUUGUAAAUGAGCAACUAAGAGUUGUUGCGUUGUGUUGUUGUUGACGCCAACCGGUCUCGUGCAAAGCGCGACUUGGGUGCGUGCAGUCGCCGUUCGCUUGGAGCUUUGGAAGCGCUCAACGGUCAGCGAUACCUCGAGCGGACACGAAUAAAUUGCCAUCAACUUCAUUCACAUCAACAGAGCGGUGCUAGACAGUGAGGCAGUGCAACAGUGGCGCUGUGAAGGACGUGGCGACAUACACCCAACUAAACAUCUGUGGAAUAUAGUCAGCGCCUGGCAACUAGUCCCAGGUAGUCCAUGUGUAAGGCAUCAGUUCUCUGUGCUUGGCGCGCAGUGGGCCGUAUGUCAACCAUAUGAGAGCCUUGCUAACGCGAGCGGAAGCACGGCACAUGGCGGUAGCGCUGAUGUCAGCGGCAGUCGCUUCAAUGCCAGUUUCAGUUGCAUCACAAGAACAGCUGCGGUCGCAACACUAUCAACAAGAACCAGAAAUAAAGCCAAAUUCACAGCCAAAGAAACCGAGUAUCUCUAUAAUAGAAAUAGCUGACGAUGACGUGAAAGCAAAUUAUCCAACCAAAGCGCAAAGAGAUGCAGACGCGGACACGACUGCAUCCCAACCGGCGCUGCAGAAGUUCGGCAAAUGUGUGCACAGCGCCAGCGAUGCGGCAAUUGUGCUGCGCGUCGGCGCGAAUUUGUGCAACGCCUGCGAGGGUCCCUGUGCGCUUUCCGCCCAACAAGACGAGCUGUCUGCGCCACCGACUCUAGUGACGAGCGCGGCUCCUGCUGCAACAGCGCGACCGGAAACGGCGGCGACAAAUCAGAGCACAUGCUGCACUGUCUGUUGCUCGCUGGCAGCGUUCGGCGCGGCGCAGGAGGACGAGCUGGAGAAGAAUCAGUAUUUGGCUGACUCUCAGCGCUGUUGGCCGCCGCCACUGUUCAUUACGCUGGUGUCGCUGCUAGAGAUUGCCGUCUUCAUAUACGAUUACAUGACAGUCAAAAUGUCUGUGACAGCGAUGCCUGUUACGAGGGCCACCGACGUCAGCGCGCACAAACCGUUCGUAGCGAGUGAGUCGUCGCUUAUCUAUCGGCCGGAUCGUCGUCUGGAGAUUUGGCGCUACGUCUCCUACAUGCUGCUGCACGCGAAUUGGUUCCACCUAAGCUUCAAUGUGGCCACGCAACUGGUGUACGGGCUGCCCUUGGAGUGGGUACACGGUUCGGCGCGCAUUGCCAUCAUCUAUUUGGCUGGCGUAUUUGCCGGCUCGCUGGGCACCAGUGUCGUCGACUCGGAUGUCUGUUUGGUGGGCGCCAGCGGGGGCGUCUAUGCGCUACUGGCCGCAUACUUUGCAAAUAUUCUACUGAAUUUCGGUCAAAUGCGCUACGGUGUGGGGCAACUGGUGCGAGUCGUCGUAUUCGUUUCCUGUGAUCUCUGCUAUGCAGUCUACAAUAAGUAUUACAACAACAACAAUAAUAAUAAUGUGGUCCAUGCAUUGAGCAAAACUUCGCCAACAAUUUCGUACAUCGCUCACCUGAGUGGCGCGUUGGCGGGCUUCACAAUGGGUUUGCUGGUGCUGAGGAAUUUCGACGGUUCACAUGCCGCGCCACCAACGAAAAUGCUGCGGUGGCUAGCGCUGAGCGUCUAUGCGGCUUUUAUGACAUUCGCGAUUGCGUUCAACCUCAUCAACACGGUCACUGCACAAAUGCUCGAGGCGGAGGGUGUGGAGGUCGAGCAGCGUUUACUUCAUAAUCUGGGCAUUACAUAAGCGCGCAUUACAACAUGGCCCCACUAAUUAGUUACUAUCUAGUUUAUAAAAGUUAUUUAUGGCUGGUUAAAUAGGUUAGAAAAUAUUUUAAAUUCAAUAAAAAAUUGUGUAUUACUG